AUGAAGAGAUUUUUCAAGAGAAGCGACGACGACGAUAGAUCCGAAUCUUCAUCACAGAUGUUACAGGCCGAUUCUAUCUCGGUGUCAUCUAAAACAACAACUGCAAGUUCCACUUCCAAAAAAAGUAGCUUAAUCAAGUGUCAUGUGCCUUUUGAGCAACCGGUUAACCCAAUCAAGCGUCAAGUUUUUGAUCUCGAUGAAGAACAACAAGAAAAGUAUGAUAGCAUAUUGGCACACUUUGAAGAAUAUAUCACCAAAGAUAUACCUGUGAACGACCAACCAAACGCGCCAACACAUCCCAUUUUGGAAGAAGAAUUAGCGUGGUUAACUAAGGAAUGUUUCUUGAGAUUCUUGAGAGCUACAAAGUGGAAAUUAGAUGCCGCCAUAGAAAGAAUUGAAGAUACAAUAGUAUGGAGAAGAACUUUUGGUGUCAUCAAUGUUCCUGGCCAUACAGAUCCAACUAAACUUCUUACUGCUGACUUGGUUGCAGCUGAGAAUGAGACUGGGAAAAACUUGAUUGUUGGAUAUGACCUUGAUAACAGACCAUGUCUCUACUUGCGCAAUGGUUAUCAGAAUACCUCUGCUAGUCUCAGACAAGUUCAACAUUUGGUUUUCAUGCUUGAAAGGGUUAUUCAAUACAUGCCUCCAGGACAAGAUAGUUUAGCUUUGUUAAUUGAUUUCAAAGCAGCUCCAGCUGAAUUAAAUUUAUCUUCAAAAUUCCCAUCCUUGUCAAUCUCUAAGCAAUGUUUGCAUAUAUUACAGAGUCAUUACCCAGAGAGACUUGGUAGGGGUUUGUUUACCAAUAUUCCUUGGAUAGGAUAUACUUUUUUCAAAGUUGUUGGUCCAUUUAUCGAUCCAUAUACAAGACUGAAAACCAUAUACGAUCAACCAUUCGAAAACUUCGUUCCAAAGGAGCAGUUGGAUAAAGAAUUUAAUGGUAUGUUGGAUUUCGAGUAUAUCCAUGAAGUCUACUGGCCAAAAAUGAAUGAAAUUGCCGAAAAAAAGAGAGAAACAUAUAUGAAAAAUUUUAAAAAAUUAGAUUCAAAAAUUGGUUUAAGUGAGUAUGAUUUGAGAUUAGAAGAGUAA
This is a messenger RNA of Candida tropicalis MYA-3404, 1086 nucleotides long. It is a transcript of the gene PDR17, whose product is annotated as Pdr17p. Lineage: Eukaryota; Fungi; Ascomycota; Pichiomycetes; Serinales; Debaryomycetaceae. Bases 1 to 1086 code for a protein of 361 amino acids. The record is from RefSeq and is a predicted model, not a curated record. Gene Ontology annotation, molecular function: phosphatidylinositol transfer activity. The transcript has a single exon.